This is a messenger RNA of Populus euphratica (Euphrates poplar), 2172 nucleotides long. Its product is annotated as squalene epoxidase 3-like. NCBI's taxonomy places the organism in Eukaryota, Viridiplantae, Streptophyta, Magnoliopsida, Malpighiales, Salicaceae. Gene Ontology annotation, molecular function: squalene monooxygenase activity; flavin adenine dinucleotide binding. Gene Ontology annotation, biological process: sterol biosynthetic process. The transcript is spliced from 8 exons. Gene Ontology annotation, cellular component: membrane; endoplasmic reticulum. The record is from RefSeq and is a predicted model, not a curated record. Bases 99 to 1934 code for a protein of 611 amino acids.
UUGGGGGUGAACAGAGGAAUCUCUCAGAGGUUUCUACCAAAGAGUCGAAGAAGUAAAACAAUCCAACAAAUCACCAUUAAUAACCCACAAUAAAAGUUAUGAGUUUGCAGCUCACCAGGGUACCACGACAACUCCCACUGCACCACAACCACACGUUAAAAGUCUCUCUCCAUAAAGGGAAACCUUCCCCUAAAAUCUCUAUUUACCUUGCCUUCUCCGUAUCCUUUUCAAGAAGCACCAAACCACAAACACCCCACAGGAGAAGAGGACCUAAAGAACCAAUCUUUGUUUUCUCUUCUUCUUCUUCUUCUUCUUCUGUGCAUCAGUGCCAUAAUUAUUAUAUAAAGAAGAUGACCGUGGUGAUUGAUAAGCACGAUGUCCUUGUGGGCACUUUCUUUGCCUUUCUUUUCUUGUACAUUUUGCGCCAAAAUAUCUGGAAAAGAGAAAAUAUCAGGAAUAGAACAACAUUGAAGAUCCAAAACGAUAGUGCUGUGUCUGUCUUGAGGCAUGAAAAGGGAGGAGGCUUCUCCUCUGCUGAUGAUGUCAUUGUUGUCGGUGCUGGUGUUGCUGGUGCUGCCUUGGCUUAUACUCUUGGCAAGGAUGGAAGACGUGUUCAUGUGAUAGAAAGAGACUUGAAAGAGCCUGACAGAAUUGUCGGUGAACUGCUCCAACCCGGGGGAUAUCUAAAAUUAAUCGAAUUAGGCCUUGAGGAUUGUGUGGAGGAAAUUGAUGCCCAACGAGUGCUUGGAUAUGCUCUCUUCAAGGAUGGGAAGAAUACUAGAUUGUCAUACCCUUUGGAAAAAUUCCACACAGAUGUUUCUGGAAGAAGCUUCCAUAAUGGACGUUUCAUUCAGAGGAUGAGAGAAAAGGCUGCUACCCUGCCCAAUGUAAGAAUAGAACAAGGAACAGUCACAUCCCUGCUUGAAGAAGAUGGGACUGUUAAGGGUGUUCAAUACAAAACGAAGGAUGGUCAAGAACUUAAAGCUUAUGCUCCCCUUACAAUUGUGUGUGAUGGCUGCUUCUCAAAUCUGCGCCGCUCUCUAUGCAACCCUAAGGUUGAAGUGCCCUCAUGUUUCGUGGGUUUGAUCCUGGAGAACUGUCAGCUUCCAUUUGAAAAUCAUGGGCAUGUCAUUCUAGCAGAUCCAUCACCAAUUUUGUUUUAUCCGAUUAGCAGCACAGAGGUUCGCUGUUUGGUUGAUGUACCAGGUCAAAAGGUGCCUUCCAUUGCUAAUGGUGAAAUGGCCAAUUAUUUAAAGAACAUGGUUGCGCCACAGAUUCCAUCUGAGCUUCGCAAUGCCUUCAUAUCUGCUAUAGAUAAAGGUAACAUCAGGACCAUGCCAAAUAGAAGCAUGCCAGCGGAACCACAUCCUACUCCUGGAGCGCUUCUGAUGGGUGAUGCUUUCAACAUGCGUCAUCCAUUAACUGGUGGUGGGAUGACUGUGGCAUUGUCUGAUAUUGUUGUCCUUCGUGAUCUUCUUAAACCACUUCAUGACCUUAAUGAUGCAGCUUCGUUGACCAAAUAUCUUGAAUCCUUUUACACCUUGCGCAAGCCAGUUGCAUCUACGAUAAAUACUCUAGCAGGUGCUUUGUAUAAAGUGUUCUCUGCUUCCUCUGAUGAUGCAAGGAAGGAAAUGCGCGAGGCAUGUUUUGACUAUUUAAGCCUUGGGGGUAAUUUCUCAGCAGGACCUGUGGCAUUACUGUCUGGUCUAAACCCUCGUCCACUGAGUUUGGUCCUUCAUUUCUUUGCGGUUGCCAUAUAUGGUGUUGGUCGUUUGCUACUUCCAUUUCCAUCGCCUAAAGGCAUGUGGAUUGGAGCGAGAUUAAUUUCGAGUGCAUCAGGCAUUAUUUUCCCAAUUAUCAAAGCAGAGGGAGUGAGGCAAAUGUUUUUCCCUGCCACUAUUCCUGCUGUUUAUAGAGCUCCUCCUGUUGAUUGAUACAUCAGAUGUGCCGAAAUCAAAGACGCUUUAUCACUGUCAGCAAAAGCCAGUUCGUUUCUGCAAGUUCCCUGUUCACACUAUAUGCAAACUAGUGUGUUGACGACAAUUGAUGUAUCGUGAAGUUGCAUGAACUUCUUGAAUAAAUGUCUUCCCAAGUUGAGUUCAUGUGAUGUCAAUAUGAACACCAAACUUUUAUUCCUUCUAUUAUCAAUAAAAUUUCUACGGGGUUGAACCU